Molecule: messenger RNA, 4313 nt
Organism: Bombina bombina (fire-bellied toad)
Lineage: Eukaryota; Metazoa; Chordata; Amphibia; Anura; Bombinatoridae
Gene: ZNF865
Product: zinc finger protein 865
Exons: 2
Coding region: 377-3190 (937 amino acids)
Source: RefSeq, a predicted model, not a curated record
GGGAGCAACUUCCCUUUUAUUGAUUAGUAAAGUAGCUGUCAGCCAACAGCGCUGUCCCUUGAAUGUUGGGGGGACGGCGGCCGCGAGACCCCUGAGCUUAUGAGCGCUCAGUAUGGGAUCGCUUAUCCCCGCGCAUUGCUGGGGUGACCAUGGCUGCAAUAAUACAGCUCGGGCAGGAUGACAGAUCUCCGCUCUCCUAGCUGCCCACGCCCGCCCCUCUCGUGCCCUGCGGGCCCACAUCCGCGGAGUAACGGUUUGUGCAGCCUGACCUUGCACUCAGUCUUUACUGUAUAAUUUAUUUUGCAUAGGCGAUCGCGAGUACUGCUGGGAGGUUCAUGUUUGGUUUCCUUCAUACAGGAAAGUUUGGACUUGUGAGAUGGAAGCUAAUGCAGGGGAUGAGGGGAUUCACUUUCAAAGCUACCCUUUUGAUUUUCUGGAGUUCCUGAACCAUCAGCGUUUUGAACCUAUGGAAUUAUAUAAUCACCAUGAACAUGCCAAGGCUGUAGCAGGUCUUCCUUGCCCUCCAGCACAGUAUGAUUUAAAUCAAGCUCAAACCAAUCACAUACAGUUUAGCACUGGCUCCACUUCUAAGCCAAAAGAAUUUAAGGUAGAAGCAUCAUCUUCCACCCCUAUAUCCCCACCCAAAAAGUCAGAUAGCACCGUUGCACCGCAGUUCAGUAGCCCUCCUAUUACAACUGCUCAGUCAAUUUUUGAUGCAACUUUUAACCCCCAGCAGUGGGGAAUUGUUGAUCUUUCCAGUCAUCAACAUCUUCUGAACAAUCUGAAGCGUACAUUCCCGGUGGCACAGCAGCUGAAUACCGAAGAAGCAAAAGACGAUAAGAAUUACUUCCGUCGAUUGAAGUAUUUGAUUGAUCGUCGUUUUCCUUGUACAGUUUGUCAUAAAUCAUUUAAGCAAUCCUCACACUUAGUCCAGCACAUGUUGGUGCACACAGGAGAGAGACCCUAUGAAUGCAACACGUGUGGACGAACGUACAACCACAUCUCUAGCUUGAUCAGGCAUAGGCGCUCUCAUAAAGAAGAGCAAGGAACACAAGGAACUACUAAUAUGUCAUCGAUAGAUGGGGAAACUGCGGCUGCUGCUGCAGUAGUUGCGGCUGCUGCUGCAGCAAUGUCUGAUUCAGUAGUGGCAACUGAGAUGCCUGUAACUGGCACUGAGCAGAAUAUUCCUUUACAACAGGAUGGACCUUUCACUUGUAGCCUGUGCUGGAAAGUUUUCAAAAAGCAGAGUCAUCUUCAGCAACACCAGAUCAUUCAUACUGGAGAGAAGCCAUUCAGCUGCAGUGUAUGUGAAAAAUGUUUCAAUCGGCGUGAAAGCUUGAAGCGUCAUGUAAAAACGCACACCGACUCUGUUAAAGUGCAGUGUGAGGUUUGUGGAAAAGCUUUUCGUGAUACCUCUUACCUUUUGAAACACCAAGCAACACACACAGGUGAAAGGCCAGACUACAAGUGUGAUGUGUGUGGAAAGUCAUAUGCUGCUUCACAGAGCCUUUUAAGACACAGACAAAUACAUGAGCAAGGUCUUCCAAUGCAGCAGCAAUUAUCGCAACCACAACAGUCUCUUAAUGAGGUCAACAAAGAACCAUGUACAUCUGCUACAUUAGAGGAAACAUCUCUUAUCCCCACAGAUACUGUUCAGGCCAGUUCAAUAGCUGCUAGUGUUUUAGGAAAAUCUGAGUUUAUUUAUGGCCCUUCAUCACUGAGGAGGCCAUCUCUUCCAAAUAGUGUUGGCAAAAACUUCUGCUGCACAGUCUGUGGUCGUGGGUUUGGUAGACGGGAAACAUUAAAACGUCAUGAGCGUAUACACACUGGAGAAAAGCCACAUCAGUGUUCUGUGUGUGGCAAGAGAUUUAGAGAGUCUUUCCAUCUUACUAAACAUCAUGUGGUACAUACCAGAGAGCGACCAUACAAAUGUGAUUUGUGUGGAAAGGUUUUUGGCUAUCCACAGAGCCUUACCCGUCAUAAGCAGAUUCACAGACUACAGCUUCCUUGCACAGUGCCAAUUGGAACUCUACCACUUGACAGACUAACAUUUGGGUGUACUGAUUGCGGAGAGAGGUUUCCAGAUUCCUUCCAGCUCAUGAACCAUAAGGAGUUACAUAUGAAUGAAAAACCAUAUGUAUGUGAUGCUUGUGGAAAAUGCUUUGGUUUUAUUGAGAACUUGAUGUGGCAUAAACUGGUGCACCAGACUGCUCCAGAUCGCCUUCUUCCUGUUGGGCAGUGUCAAGAUACUACUACAGGAACCCAGGAAUUAAACUGCUUAGAAAAUGGGCUUUCUAGUGACAUAGUAACUGGGACUGUAGUAGCAGCAGCGGCUGCAGCUGCUGGUGUUACAUCUACUUUCGAGGAGCACCCCAUGAUCCCUAGUGGUGAAAGGUUUUCAUGUAGUAUUUGUGGUCAAAGUUUCAAGCACUUCUUGGGUUUGGUGACUCAUAAGUAUGUGCACUUGGUAAGACGUACUCUAGCUUGCAAUGUGUGUGGCCAGAACUUUUCAGGAGCCUAUGAUCUGUUACUUCAUCGGCGCACACACUUGCAGAAAAGGCAGUUCACUUGCUCUGUAUGUGGCAAACGUUUUUGGGAGGCUGCUCUUCUAAUGCGCCAUCAACGAUGUCACACUGAAGAAAGGCCUUACCGAUGUACUAUUUGUGGAAGAGGCUUUUUACAUUCAUGGUACCUUCGUCAGCAUAAAGUUGUACACACAGGUGAAAGAGCUUACAAAUGUGCAUUGUGCAACAAGCGUUUUGCUCAGUCAUCAUCUUUAGCAGAGCACCAGCGCCUACAUGUUGUGGCUCGUCCUCAGCGCUGUCCAACCUGUGGAAAGACUUUCCGUUACCGCUCUAAUCUUCUAGAGCACCAACGAGUACACAUGGGAGAGAAGGUUUACCGAUGUGAUCAAUGUGGUAAAAGUUUCUUCUACAUUUCCUCAAUCCUACGACAUCAACGCUCCCAUGAUGCUAAACCUGAUCUUCGUUGUUCUUGCUGCCUGAAACUUUUCAAGGAUCCUAAAUAUUUCAGCAAACACAUACAAACCCAUCAGGGGGGUCGACCAUUUAAAUGUGGAGCAUGUGGAGAAGCUUUUAGCAAUACCUAUGGAUUAAAGAAGCAUAGGCAUGUACAUAAAAUGGAGAGACUAGCUGCAGCUGCUUUAGCAGAAGGACAAAAAGCACCAUAACAAGCUUAAACCAGUUUGAAAACCUAUUUGCUCAAGUUUGCUGUCAUUCAGAUUACAUUUUAUUUUUCCAUCUGUUAUAUAUUAAUAAGAUACUGUAAUUUGCAGCUCCAUAGCUUAAGUGGUUGACUUCUUCAUAUGAGACUUUCAACAGAGCUCAUCAUUGCUUGUGACUCAUUGCUGGAUAUGUGAAUAGAUUUGGUAUCUACUUACAAAUGCUAGGAGUCUAACUGAUGAAGCUGCCAUUAUUGCUUAUCAGCUUCAUAACAAAUAUGCACACUUACAUUUUGUAUACAUAUUUAAAUCAUUAUUUACUAACCUAAUGUAUCCAUUAGAUUAGCUAUUUUAUAAAGAUAAAAUUGUGGAUAAAACAGAUUUGGUGGGAUGGCACCCACAUAAAAAAACCUUACUGGUUAAUAAGGAACCUCCUAAAGGUCAGCUGAUUAGAAGUUUAUAUAAAACUUUUUUUUUUUUAACCAAAGCAAUAUAUACCAUGGUGCAAUUUUAAAUUUAAAGAAUGACCAUGUCUUUUGACUGGAUUAACGGUAUCCAAAUACGAAUUUAAAAAAUCUAAUGCUAAAUAGGUUUGAUCUCCUAGUAGAUAGCUUUAUCAUAUCUAUUAUUUAGCAUCUAUUUUUAUAUAUUUUUUUUCAAUUCCAAAGCAGCAAUUGUUAUUUUAAAUUUUGUAAUUGUUCAUAUUUAAGGAACAGGAAAAUUAAUCAAGGGUGGUAGAUGUCAAAACAGGCAGUGACUAAAAUAAUCAGAAAUCAUAUUAAAUUACUAAACCCAAUUAACUGUAUUUGAAAAGUUUCAUACCUGCCUGAAAAUAAUGAGAAGUAUUUUUUUUCCACAUAAAUGCUUUUUUAGCACAUAAAUCAGAAACCGUCCUUUAUGUAAUUAAAUCGGGCUUUGUCGAAGUGAUGUGAGUUAGAAGAUUAAUAUAUAUUUUGUUUGUAGCAAGUCAGUGAUAUCAUGAAUCUUACAGUGCACCAGCCUAAGUAUUUUUUUUCUUCCUUAUUUAUAUUUAUCUUUUUUAAGUGUUAGUUGAACUUAUGCUUUUAACUUUUAAUGUAAUUUAUUACAUUGCAUAGCUGGAUAAGAUACAUUAAAUAUGUGACAACCUAAA